AUGUCAGAUUCACCGCCACCAAAACGUCAUUGCUCUCCAAGGUUGAAAUCCUUCACCACAUAUUAUCCGACCAAAAAGUACUCCACACACCUUUCUCAUUCCUCUUCCUACUCAACCGUUUCUUAUUGCUACCCGCUUUCCCUCCUACCCCUGGCAACGAUCAGAAUUUACCAGUCCCGCGAAUUCACACCUCUGAGAGCUCCAUGUCGCAAAUGCGCAUGCCCCACGGAGAUUGGGCUCGUCUUACAGAAGAUAUUUCUUACCGUCGAGCGGCUGGUUAGCGGGGGAGCGGGCAAGCUGGACGAGAAAGAGAAAAAUGAGGAGAGCCACUGGGCCGUCAAUUAUGAGGCAGGGAUUCUUGAACCAGCGCUAUUCGGCGGUGGAGGUUUUAAGAGCAGGAAGUUGGCCGAUAACCCAUAUUUCCCGUUCGAGGGGGAGAGGGGAGUGGAGGAGCUCGGGUCAUUUAUACGGGGUCUGCAUGGGAUAGUUUUGAGUGGUGAUGAUGAUGGCGGCGGAAUCGUGAAAGGGAAGGGGGUGGGGGCUCGGUUGGAGACUCCGAGGAAACUAUCCAUGGUGUCGUACAGAGCAACACCGCCAGCAUCUUCUCCACACAUAUUUUCGCAAACCUUCAUGUCCCCACCUCCUUUCCGACACCCCGAAACCCCAGCUGGGACCCCUGAGGAAGAGGGCACUAUGCCGGACUUCAACGACUUAAAGGUGUUAUUCCCCCUCUUGGACAAACUUGAACGUGGAUCUUUCGCAGCAGCACACAUGAUGGAUGCAUUUGCGGAUGUGGUGAUUGGUCAAAGAUGCGAUAAUUGUUGCGACUGGACUCCCAGGAAACCAGGAACUGGGGUAUCGCCUGUAUCUUCAGGCGCCGUGGGACCGGAGGGAGAGGCUGAUUUCGAAAACGACGAUGACAGAUCUUCUGGGACGGUGUGUGCCGAGCAAACCCCGCGAGAGCACACUCCUUCAACGGUGGGGCGGGAGAAAACACCUGCGCUCCAAAGCACUCCUCGGGAAGACUCGCCGCCACCGGCCUCGAUAAGCGGCCCUAGGACAAAACGACGAGAGAGAGUCGUCCGCAAUCCGCGCACUCCAAAACCUGGCAAUAGAGCGACCCCCGAGGGGCCUGUGCCGGUCCAGGAUAGGUGGUACGCUUCCAUAACCCCUAAGGCUGAGAGGAGGAUCAGACUCGAGAACCCUGGAGAGGAUGUCAAGGCUACGAUAAAGGAAGAGGAUGAUUAAAUCGGGGCCACGCAGUGAUCCAGAGGAGUAUCUGCAACGUUUGUAUAUGUGCGGUGUGGGAUGUGGCUAUAUAUAAUGAUCAUUAGAGCAUGUUGGGUUCGAGAAGUGGUGUUGGGCUUGCUUCUAGGUUUGAUAUUUUGCUGGCUAUAGCGUGGCAUGCUGCAUGAACAGGAAAGGCUACACGAUUUUACGUAUAUCUAUUGAUACUUUGCACUGCAUGUUGCACAAUGUGGUUUUGCGCAGCCUUCCUUCGCCCCCAGUGUACUGUACCCGGUUCCCUUGUUUGUAUGAUACUCAACAGCAUUUGUACCAUCGUA
This is a messenger RNA of Tuber melanosporum (Perigord truffle), 1565 nucleotides long. RefSeq lists its product as uncharacterized. The transcript has a single exon. Bases 1 to 1248 code for a protein of 415 amino acids. Lineage: Eukaryota; Fungi; Ascomycota; Pezizomycetes; Pezizales; Tuberaceae. The record is from RefSeq and is a predicted model, not a curated record.